Molecule: messenger RNA, 2036 nt
Organism: Herpailurus yagouaroundi (jaguarundi)
Lineage: Eukaryota; Metazoa; Chordata; Mammalia; Carnivora; Felidae
Gene: MRM3
Product: mitochondrial rRNA methyltransferase 3
Exons: 4
Coding region: 1-1296 (431 amino acids)
Biological process (GO): RNA processing
Molecular function (GO): RNA binding; RNA methyltransferase activity
Source: RefSeq, a predicted model, not a curated record
AUGACGCAACCCACGGGGCGAGGGAAGAUGGCAGCGCGGUUGAGGGGUUUAGUUUGGGCCAGCCGGCCGCUGCUGCCGGUGGUCCAAACUUGGGACCUCCACGCGCGGCGCUGGGUCCGGGCGCUGCGGCGGAGCCCCGUGAGAGUGGUGUCUCCAUCCGGACAGGUGGUGGAACGUAAACCCGGUCCUGGGAAGCAGCCCCGUAGAGCGGCGGCUGAGACCGGUCCCCACGAGCCGCGACGGAAGCCGUCGCUUCAGGUGCCUCCAUCCCAGAAGCCCUGCACCUGGGAAGAUUCGGGGCUUCGCUAUGAUAAGGCUUUACCCGGAGACAGAAGGCUGAGCAGUGUAAUGACAAUUGUUAAGUCCAGGCCAUUUCGGGAAAAGCACGGGAAGAUCCUGCUGGAAGGUCGCAGGUUGAUUGCAGAUGCUCUCAAGGCUGGUGCUGUACCGAAAAUUUUCUUCUUUAGCCGUCUGGAAUACCUAAAGGAGCUGCCCAUUGAUAAGCUGAAAGGUGUCAGCCUCAUUAAGGUGAAAUUUGAAGAUAUCAAGGAUUGGUCCGACCUAGUAACACCACAAGGAAUAAUGGGGAUCUUUGCCAAACCUGACCAUGUUCAGAUGACAUACCCAGAGACUCAACUUCGCCAUUUGCUGCCCUUAUUGUUGAUUUGUGACAAUCUCCGUGACCCUGGGAACCUGGGGACGAUUCUGAGAUCUGCUGCUGGGGCAGGCUGCAGCAAAGUAUUACUCACCAAAGGCUGUGUGGAUGCCUGGGAACCCAAAGUGCUACGGGCAGCGAUGGGUGCGCAUUUCCAGGUGCCCAUCAUCAAUAAUCUGGACUGGGAAACGUUGCCCAACUACCUGCCCACCGACACCCGGGUCUACGUGGCUGACAACUGUGGCCUUUAUGCCCAGGCGCACAUGUCUAAUAAAGCCAGUGAUUACGGCUGGGUAUGUGACCAACAACUCUCGAAGUUACACAAGUAUGAGGAGGAGGAGGAGGAGGAUCUAGAACCUGGAGCCAGUAAAGCCUGGCUCCCUGAAGUUGAGGUCCAGAGUUAUGACUUGGACUGGACAGAGGCACCAGCAGCUGUGGUAAUAGGCGGGGAGACCCAUGGUGUGAGCCUGGAGUCCCUGCAGUUGGCCGAGAGCACUGGGGGCAAGAGGCUGCUGAUUCCCGUUGUGCCUGGUGUGGACAGCCUAAACUCGGCUAUGGCUGCAAGCAUCCUGCUUUUUGAAGGGAAAAGACAACUGCGGGUCAGGGCGGAACACGUGAGCAGGGACAGGAGUUACCACUGAGAGGGAUCUUGGAAGUCAGUCCUUGAUUUGAGGUGGUUCCCAGCUCCUCCUGCAUUGUUAGGAGAUAGGCAGAAUAUGGUAAUCAGGCCAUAUUCAGGAGGCAAGAGGUGGGCAAGAUGCCAUUAUAUGAUUACUGGAAAAAUAAGAAUUUCCAUGAACUUAUGCUUAUCUUCAAAAGUAACAAGGGUGAGAAUUCUUCCUGAGAUCUCCCCCAGCUCCGGAGCCGAACUUCCUCUCGAGAGAGCCCGGAGAGCAAGCAUGACCCGUGCCCCAAGUGGUGGCAGAGUGGGAUUGCUUUAUGUUUAAGGGGAGGGGUUUUUGCAGGAACAAUCUCUGGUUGGCUGUGCUCUCCCAGGCUGGUGCCCCACUUUGGUCUGGGCCUGGCCAGGGUCACACACAAAUGUCUGAUGCAAGUGGCCCACAGAUUGUGCUUGAGACCCUCAAUGCCCCGUCAGCUUUUAGAAGGUAGAAGAGCCCACAGCCUUCAUAGAGGGCUGAACCCACAAAGGCUCGUCCUCCAGCUUCACAGAGGCCAUGAUGCCUGUCACACCAGCAGGCUAGAUCUGGGAGGCAGCUCAGUACUCCUGGAGUCUGUUGGCAUUUGUUCUGUCAACACCUUGGAAAAGUGCUAAGAAAACGAGGUCACUAAAGGAUGAAGCCAGUGUCCUGCAGCUUUGUCCCUGGAUUAUUGUUCCUGCUGAUUUUUGUUACAAAAUAAAGAUCAAUGACCGAACAACAAA